AGCACGCUGAAUAUCGACGGCAGGUGCUUAGCGAGAGACUUCAAAUGCCCGACGCGAACCGCAAAUCCGCGCGGUCUGCCAGUCGUUGAGCACAGUUUUGCCAUCGAGUGGCUUUAGUUGGGUUUGUUCGCGACUCAACGAACGGCGGCGGUUGUAAAAUAAAAUAAAAAAAACAAGCGAAGGAAAGUUGUUUUCGGGGUUAUUUUGGAUGCCUGGUCGUUUGUUUUCGUAAUAUGGCUCAGCAUGGACACCAUCAUGUCGCGAGUUCUCAAAAGGCUUUGAUGUUGGAGCUGAAAAGUCUCCAGGACGAGCCGGUUGAAGGCUUUAAAAUAACUUUAGUCGACGAGUCGGACUUGUACAACUGGGAAGUCGCGAUUUUCGGACCCCCAAACACGCACUAUGAGGGGGGCUAUUUUAAGG
Molecule: messenger RNA, 420 nt
Organism: Danio rerio (zebrafish)
Lineage: Eukaryota; Metazoa; Chordata; Actinopteri; Cypriniformes; Danionidae
Gene: cdc34a
Product: cell division cycle 34 homolog (S. cerevisiae) a
Molecular function (GO): ubiquitin conjugating enzyme activity; ligase activity
Source: RefSeq, marked provisional